Molecule: messenger RNA, 4602 nt
Organism: Macrobrachium nipponense
Lineage: Eukaryota; Metazoa; Arthropoda; Malacostraca; Decapoda; Palaemonidae
Exons: 13
Coding region: 534-2411 (625 amino acids)
Biological process (GO): proteolysis
Molecular function (GO): serine-type endopeptidase activity
Source: RefSeq, a predicted model, not a curated record
ACCUCAGUAUCACAUCGCAAGUACUAGUGAGCUGUGGUUGUUCUUUAUUGAGGAAGUUGCGACGCGGUUUCGAGACCAGAAGCGGGAAUUUCGGGCUUUUGGAUACUUUGUCAUUAUAGACCCCCGUCGAUGAUUUAAGCCUUCCUCAGGAGACAAGCUGCCAAGCCGAGUUUCCUCAAGACGAACCGACGGCUCUUUCGCAAACACCUCUGGUGUACGCAGGAUUUUUGUGCCAUACCUGGAAACGUUUGUUUGUGCUGUAUGAAGGCGGUCCGACAUUCGUUCUUCUUCUUCUUCCUCCUCCUCUCGCUAAAGGAACUUUUACGACAGUGACUUAUUCAGUGCCCAGGAAUUUCUGCGAGGAAGUACAGGUUCGGAGAGAAACAGGCUGUGCAUUUAAGUAUCUUUCGGGCUUUCUUUCCAAAAUAUCUCCACCGUAGACACCAUUGGCUCGUUUCGAAACUCUGAGCGCAGUGUCACCUCUGCCACUACAUAUUUCUGGUCAAUGCAGCUACCGGCGAGGCAUUCGUAGUAUGAAGGGGCGGUUGAUGGACAUGAGGCACCAUGUGGCAGUUGCAACAUUACUAACGCUGUCUGCUGUGCUCGGGGGAAAUCUUCAGGAGACAGUGGGCCUUGUUGGCCAUUCCCAGACAUCUGCGGGGCACCUUGAUAUAAUUGCAUCUUCAUCGUCGUCCAGUGAAGACGAGGACCUCCCGCUGGAUGCUGCUGGUAAUACCAGCUUGAAUGGGAGGGAACCCCUUGAUGACUUCCAGAAUUCAUCACCUAACUCUGGAGGUGAUGAUUUAUCUUCUAGUCAAAAGCUCAGUCACGUGAAUCAAGAUUUAAAGUUACCAGCUAAUGAAUCAGCUAAGAGCUCAUUUGUCAAAGUAUCUGCAACUGACCAGUUGGAAUCUUCCGAGUCUCCAGUAAAUGAUGACAGGAGUAAUAUUUCCAGUAGGGUUAAUCCUGUAUCAGAUGGGUCUCCCAAUCUACCUCCAUUUAAACCAUCUCCCAGAGACCCAUACGUACCAUCCCAGGAUGAAAAUUCUGGAACCCCUAUUCUAAGCACAGUCAGUAAUUCAUCUGCAACAUCAGCUCCAUUUAUCAACAAUACAUCACACGUUGAUAGUGGAUCUACAUCCAGUACGUUCACAGAGAAUGCUGCAACACUAUCACCAGAAGAAUUUAAUAGCAACAUAUUAACAAGGUUUAGCUUUGAUGCCCUUCAGGCAACUCAGAUAGCAGAACGAUUAGGAAUUGCAGGAUCGGGCAUUACUGAACUUGAGAGAGAAUUAGCAUAUGACGGAUAUGACUUUGAAGGGCCUGAUGUAUAUGUUGACAGGCCUCACGCUCUACCUCUUCAAAGGAAUGUCCGCAAAACUCCACAGAGGAAAAGGAAUGCUGACUUAUCUCAAGCUACAAGAAGAUUUUUCCUGGGUGACCCUGCUCUUUGCUAUGCAGGAUCUUGUGAAUUUUUUCUCUUUUGUUGGUUGAGUGGAGGUCUCAUUGAUGGUGGAUGUGGAGGAUUUCUCUUUGCUUGCUGCACAAGACCCAACCAAAGAGGACAGAGAGGGCAUGAAAGCUACAGAGAUGACAGCUCAGGUCUCAUCCCCGUUGAUUAUGGGCCCAUUAGGAAUGAUCUUAAUUGUGGUCUUAGCGCCAGUGAUCGUUUGAGUGCACAAAGGAGAAUUGUCGGAGGCAGCGAAGCUGGUUUUGGCUCAUUCCCUUGGCAGGCUUACAUUCGGAUUGGAUCAAGUCGGUGUGGUGGCUCUCUCAUCAACCAGUACCACGUUGUCACAGCUGGACACUGCGUUGCCAAGGCUCGACCAACUCAGAUUCGGGUGACAUUGGGGGAUUAUGUGCUCAAUUCUGAUCAAGAACCACUGGAACCACGUAUCUAUGGUGCCUCUGACAUUAAGGUUCAUCCAAACUUCAAGUUCACACCACAGGCUGACAGAUUUGAUGUAGCUGUGAUCACCCUAGAUUCUCCUGUGCAUUAUGAGCCUCACAUUCAGCCCAUCUGUUUGCCAGAAAAAGGCACAGAUUGGCUGGGCAGUUAUGCUUGGGCAGCUGGAUGGGGGGCAUUGCAAUCUGGCUCCCGUGCAAGACCAAAGAAACUUCAAGUAGUUGAUGUCCCAAUCCUUGAUUCAAGGUUAUGCGAGGACUGGCAUAGACAGAAAGGCAUCAACGUUAUUAUAUAUGAUGAGAUGAUGUGUGCAGGGUAUGGACAAGGAGGUAAAGAUUCAUGUCAAGGAGAUUCUGGUGGACCUCUCAUGAUUCAAGACUCAGGUCGUUGGUACCUAGCUGGUAUUGUUUCAGCUGGUUAUUCUUGUGCAGAGGCAAAGCAGCCAGGUAUAUAUCACAAAGUGUCAUAUACUUCAGACUGGAUCUCAUGGGCAGCAAAUUCUUAAGCCUCACAUCGAGGGGCUAUGUAUUAUCCUUCCUAUCACUUAUGUGAAUUCAUAUCUGGAUGUACCGAAUGAUGGAUAUAUUGUUCAAAAGCAAUUGCAUCAUGCUUCAGAACUUCUUUCAUUGCUGCUGCAAGCCCAUUUCAUUUCUGACAUUGAAAAACAUUGAAAAAUAUUAACAGAUAAAACUAGGUAUUUUUGAAGAAUUAAUAGCUACUUUGAAAACUAUUAUAAGAAUUGUAUUUGUAUAAGAUGCAAAAAACUUUUUUUCACAUGUGUAGCAAGUCGUUUAUUAUUCAUUAUCAAAUUAUUCAGUAUGGCCAUAUCUAAGAUCAUACUGUAAUACAUGAGUAUUUCAUCAUUAAAUACAGUAAAACUAUCCAGGAAUAUUGUUUCAUAAACAUAUUCUUGUUCAAUACCAAUAGCAAUUUUUAUGGAAAGAAAGAUAAUGUACAGUAUUUAUAUUUGUAAAUACAGCAGUAAUUUCAAGAUACACUUAGAAUUUCAUGCAUUUGUCAGUUUCAUACAUUUCACAUUGUAAAGUAUAUUAGAAUUGUUGAAUUGCUGUUUACCAUAGUUUAAUGCCAUUGAUAGAAACAGCCAAGUACCAUAGAAUCCUGUGAUCACAAUAAUAAUUUACCAUAAUUUAAUCUUUCUAGUUCAGUAGUCAUUCACAUAAUACUGCAUUCCAACAGUAUUGCUAUCUUAUUUAUUGUUAUAUCUUAAAACAAAACAAAUUUCGACAUCCUCUUAAAAUUAAAUAUUUGAUCUUAUGAAUUCUAACAACUUUAUGAACUCAUUCAUUCAUUACAAAAUUUUUAUAACUACACUUAUAUAACUACUCCUUUGACAGUAAAAUAUACUAUCAAGUAGAGUGUAUUAACCUUCAAACUAUUAUGAUUGUAUGAUUAACAAAGUUACUAACAGACAGAAAGAAUAACUGGAGUUAUUUACAAUAACAUUUUCAGUAUUGAAUGAAUGACUGCAAAACUGUCUUGUCUCUAGUUUGUAUAUUUGUUAAUCUGUACAGUAGUUACUGGUAUUGUAGUUGCAGUAUACCAUAAUUAUUUAAAAAUACAUUUAGAUGACAUUUAUAUUUUUAAUCAAACAUUCCACGAGGGUCAUCCAUCUCUGUCACUACUCAGGGGUAAGAACAGAUUUUUAGUUUUUUUUAGAGAGCUGACCUUGAAUUUAGAAGUGAAAACAUCUUGCUUACAAUUGAUGUGAAAACUGAUAAAACUGCCAAAGACGUCAAUAUACUGUAUGCAUGUUGUAAUUUUUUAAGGAACAAGUUGUUUUUAGUCAUGUUGAGUACAUUGUUUGAUGUGUAUACUCUUAAUAUGGAGUGAAUGAAGAUACAACUGUGUUUUUAAUGUUUCAUCAUUUCAUAUGCAUUGUUUUAUUGAAAGUAAAAUGGGAGAUCCAUGAGUAAUGAAGUCAGCAGGAGGUAUAAGUAUGUUUUUAAAUGUUACCUAGACAUUGUCAACUGCUUCUUGAAUUUGUAGUAUCAGGAGAACUUGCAAAAUUUAAGCCUGUUAAUUAUAAUUUUGUAUCUUGGGGGUAAGGCAUUACAGCAUUAUCUGUAUGUAAACCUGUAAAUUGAGUUAAUGUGACAAAAUAAUGGCAUUACAAAUUCAUAAGCAGUGUCAGUGUUAUCAAAUGAAAAAUCUGGAUAGUAACUCAAAGACUUUCCAGUCAAUUUAGGAACCUUGUCAUUGGGAAGUGUAGCUAUCAGUUCCACACAAAAAGGAGUUCUGCCAUUUUGCAAUAAGAAGUUUAAAACUUACAGGUUGCAAUAAGUAUACCAGUUUGUUAUUUGGGAAGAAUAAUGUCAAUGUAAAAAUCUUGAAAAUGUUAUAUACAUAUAUCUUAUUGUUUCUUCCUUAUUCGAAGAUUUUUAUCAUUCUUAUUAUCCUUUUCCCAAUUGUCUCCACAUUGAUGUUCUGGUUCAAUCGAGAUCCCUAUAUACUUAUACCGUAUGUUUUUUAUAUCUGUGUAAUCAUAUAAAAGAAUUAGAUGCAAUUUCCAUAUAUGAAAUGUUUUUUACUGAUAUUUAAAUAAUUCCAUGAUGUUAUAUUUUCUUUGUUGUUUUAUUAAAACGGGCUGGUACCGUUACAGACACUUCAGUGUAAAUGCUGUAUAUAUUAUUGUAGAAUUUUUUUUAAAGACAAUCUAAAUAAAGCAUUGUAAUAUA